This is a messenger RNA of Acinonyx jubatus (cheetah), 1775 nucleotides long. It is a transcript of the gene ZNF277, whose product is annotated as zinc finger protein 277. Bases 243 to 1637 code for a protein of 464 amino acids. The record is from RefSeq and is a predicted model, not a curated record. The transcript is spliced from 13 exons. NCBI's taxonomy places the organism in Eukaryota, Metazoa, Chordata, Mammalia, Carnivora, Felidae.
AGCUGCCCUCCCUUUUCUCGUCUGUCUUGUAAUGGCUGCUCCCGAGACCCAGGGGGCUGCUGCCCGAGGGGAGGAGGACUGCAAGAGCAACCAUAGCGAAUCUGGGAGUGUCAGUUAUGAGGGAAUGAGCCUGCGUUACCAUUUCUGCUGGCUCUAAUCAUUUACUGAGAGCAGCAUGUGGAAAGCUUGGCUUCAGUGCAAGUAGGAUUUCAGAGCACAGCACCUGAGACUAUAUUUCAAUUAUGCUCAUAGCGACAGGAGAUUGGAUUGGCAUGUUUCCCUGGUCACCACACCUCCUGAAUCAGGAUCUACACUUUAACAAAGUCUCCAGUAAGGAUUGUAUCCUGGAGCCGCUUUCCCUGCCAGAAAGUCCAGGUGGCACCACCGCUUUAGAAGGUUCUCCAUCUGUGCCUUGUAUUUUCUGUGAAGAACAUUUUCCUAUGGAUGAACAAGACAAACUUCUGAAGCACAUGAUUAUUGAACAUAAGAUGGUCAUAGCUGAUGUCAAGUUGGUUGCUGAUUUCCAAAGGUACAUUUUAUAUUGGAGGAAAAGGUUCACUGAACAGCCUGUUACAGAUUUUUGUAGUGUGAUAAGAAUCAAUUCCACAGCUCCACUUGAAGAACAAGACAAUUACUUUUUGUUAUGUGAUGUUUUACCAGAAGAUAGAGUACUUAGAGAGGAACUUCAGAAACAAAGACUGAAAGAAAUUCUGGAACAACAGCAGCAAGAAAGAAAUGAUAACAAUUUUCAUGGUAUUUGUAUGUUUUGCAAUGAGGAGUUUUUCGGGAACAGAUCUGUUCUUUUGAACCACAUGGCCAGAGAACAUGCUUUCAACAUUGGCUUGCCAGACAACAUUGUAAACUGCAAUGAAUUUCUGUGCACAUUACAGAAAAAGCUUGACAACCUGCAGUGCUUAUACUGUGAGAAGACCUUCAGGGACAAAAAUACGCUUAAAGAUCAUAUGAGGAAAAAACAGCAUCGGAGGAUCAAUCCUAAGAACAGAGAAUAUGACCGAUUUUAUGUCAUCAAUUAUUUGCUCUCUAAUCCUUCUGUUCUUCCCACAAAGGAACUUGGAAAAUCGUGGGAGGAAGUUCAGUUGGAAGAUGAUCGGGAGUUGCUAGACCAUCAGGAAGACGACUGGUCUGAUUGGGAAGAGCGCCCUGACUCUGCUGUCUGCCUAUUUUGUGAAAAGCAAGCAGAAACAAUUGAGAAAUUAUGUGUCCACAUGGAGGAAGCACACGAUUUUGAUCUCCUCAAAAUAAAGUCAGAACUUGGAUUGAAUUUCUAUCAGCAAGUAAAAUUGGUCAAUUUCAUUCGAAGGCAAAUUCACCAAUGUAGAUGUUAUAGUUGCCAUGUGAAAUUCAAGUCCAAAGCAGAGUUAAGGACUCACAUGGAAGAGACUAAACAUACAUCACUGCUUCCUGAAAGAAAGAUAUGGGAUCAACCAGAGUAUUAUUUUCCAACCUAUGAAAACGAUAUUCUACUAUGUACACUGUCUGACAGUGAAAGUGACCUGACAGCUCAGGAACAAAAUGGAAAUAUCACCAUCAUCAGCGAAGAUACAUCUAAACUGCAUGCUUUGAAACAAACCAGUAUUUUGAACCAGUUGCUACUACAUGAGGGCUUGAAAAACUAGAAGAAAAUGCCACAGAAGCAACUUUUCAUGUUUUUCGCUUAUGAGACAGACUCAGAAAAAUUGUUUAAAUUUGAACAUCAGCAAAGGAUUAGACCCUGGUGAAAUAAAAUUUUUCAAAAGUACUUUUUAAAAAAUAAA